Stylonychia lemnae is the source of this 1227-nucleotide messenger RNA. NCBI's taxonomy places the organism in Eukaryota, Ciliophora, Spirotrichea, Sporadotrichida, Oxytrichidae. The record is from the annotation of a GenBank genome assembly.
AUGAGGAAAUAGACUUUCAGAACAAUUGAGAAGCUUUCAUAUAUAGUUGGGGUUCCUUGUCUUCUAGGUUACGCUGGUUAUACUCUGUAUCAGUCUGCAAAAUAUCAUGAAGAGGAGAGAAAUAAGAGGCUUAAGGAAACUGAAGAAGCUAUAUUGGCAAAGAAUUAAAAAAAUUUGAUAAUGCUGGACAACUUUAAAAAGAAAAUAUUUGCUGUAGGAAUGGAGGAAGAUUUCUUAAGGCAGUAAAAAGAGCAGACUUUAGAAUAGAAAAAAGCUAUUGUUGACAAUACAAAGUUAAUUAGAGACUUAGUGAAGGAUGUGAAGCCUGAUACAGUUCUACUGGAAAUGUGCUAGGAAAGAUAUGAUAACUGGCUUUAUGAUACUGUAAGUGAUCCUAACUAUGAUAAAAAGAUGGAAAGACUUUACAAAUUAUUAGAUAAGGAAGAUUAUGAUUAGAUAAUAAAGGGAAAUUAAUUAGACUUAGAUUCUAGCUAUCUUGAGAUGCUUAGUGGCAUGGAUCUUUGCUAAUAUAGAAUGAUGCCUUGUAAGACAAUAUUAGGUGAUAGGUCAAUCGUGAUUACUGAGAAGAGAUACAAAUCUAAGUUAAAUAUGCUAGAGGUUUACAAAGAAGCAGCAUCAUAGACUAAAAAGAAGACCAUCAAGCCAUAAAACAAGGAUGAUAUGACUAUAUUUGAUAUACAAUCUAAAACCAAGGAUGCUAGUUAAGAUGCAAAGAAAGAGGAUGAUAACAUAGAUAAGCUUAGAAUUGCUCUAUAAUAAAUUAAUGAAGCAAAGUCUUAAAUGUAGAACUAAAUUACUGAUAAAAUCAUAGGGUAGAGUAAUGAUUCAGUAGCACAAGAUGCUAAGAAGAGUCUACUAAUGAACAAAAAUGAAGUAGAACCGAAGAAAUUGAGUUCAACAAAUGAACUUAUAAAAGAGAUAGCUACAAAAGAAGCAGAGAAAACAAGGGCAUAAAUCUAUGAUGAAAUUGUUAUUGACGAGAUUAAUGAAGAGCUAUUGAAAAGUGUAUAAAAAUGCGAAGGUAAUUUAGUAGUAAUGUUAGUCAGAAAAGAAAGACUAGCAUCUUUCGAGAGACUAUGGAAAUAAGCUAAUUUGGACUAUUAUUAGACUUAGGAUAAUAAGAGUAAAAUAAAGAAUUCAGUCAUUAAAGAGUAGCAAUAAAAAUUUGAAGAAAAAGUCAGCAAAAAGGUUGAGACUGUCUAGUGA